AUUAUUUAGUAGAAAUCAUAUGUACCGAAUGAAUGUCAACCAAAGGACAACGUCUGCGUCAGAAAACCGGUAGUUUUUUUUAUCAACUGAAUUAUUUCCUUAUCGCGCGCAUGUAUUUACACGGCUAGAAGUCACUGUCGCAUUUGAACCGGCGCAAACCUCUCACUUUGUUCCAUCAACUCUGACCGCAUCCAACGUUCCUCCCGACGCUGCGCUGAAAUCGUCGUACCGAACCACCGCGGAGAUCAGCUAUGAAAUUUUUCUACGCGACAAUUAUUCUGACUUUGGCCGUGACUGGUCGGCAAGCCAUAGUCUGCGGUCCUGACGCUUGCAUCAGUAUAACCUGUGAGGCCGUAACCGAAGAAUACUGCGAAAGCAAAGGUCAAAUCUACGUUCCCAACGGCGGUUACUGUGGCUGUUGCUCAAUAUGUAAAACCGUGAUUGCGGAAGGACAGCCCUGUCCGGCUCCUCUCCGAGGAGUACCGCCCACAUGGGUUUGCGAAAGCGGAACUUCUUGUCAAACGUCAUCCGAUGGAUACCGGACUUGUCAGUGCAACUCGGACAGCUAUGAAUAAAAUUUUCGGUUAAUCUGACCUGUAGUAAAACUGAUACGUCCGAGUAAAAAAUGUAGCAG
This is a messenger RNA of Athalia rosae (coleseed sawfly), 634 nucleotides long. RefSeq lists its product as uncharacterized. Lineage: Eukaryota; Metazoa; Arthropoda; Insecta; Hymenoptera; Athaliidae. The transcript has 3 exons. The record is from RefSeq and is a predicted model, not a curated record. Bases 252 to 575 code for a protein of 107 amino acids.